AUGCACAGCCCUCAGCCAUGGCUGUUGCAGAUGCAGCCGCCGUUCCGCAUGAGCAGCAGCAGCACCAGCAGCAGCACAAGCAACAGCAACAGCAAGAGUGGUGAUGCAUCUUCAGGCUCUGAGACCCACCCUCUCUCUCUAACAUGUUUCUCAGUGUCCCCAUGCGUCCCUCCGGGGCCUCUUCUUACUAGCAGCAGCCCACAACCCAAUGCAAACCCGUUUGCUGUUGCUGCUGCAGUACCUCCAACCGUGGAGAAGUUCAAUGCUGCGCUCCUGCAACAGCAGCAGGGAGUUCUGAUGGCGGUAAGUGACACGGCUGCAGGAGCAAUAACAACCUCCGCAGGAGCUCCAGGUAGCGGCCAGCAGCAACAGAACCAAGGGCUUCUGCAAGAAAAUGGACGGGAGGCAGGAGGAGACACUAACCCCGCACAUGCUACUGCUGCCGCUGCUGCCUCUCCUGCCUGCGGAGCAGGAAAACUGCGCAGCAGGAGCAACAGCGGCAACAAAACAAAACGCAUCUCCUUGGGCGUAACUGAGAGCAGCAGCCACAGCAGCAGCAGCAAGAGCAAUAGCAACACCAGCAGCAGCAGCAGAAACAACAGCUGUAGCACGAGGCCUGUUAAGCGGAGAGCGAGUGACAAGAGGGGCCCUUCCUCUCCUGCUGAACACAUACUGUCGCUGCAACAGCAGCAGCAGCCGUUGCUGCUGUUGCAACAACCACUGCAGCAGCAACAGCAGCUGCUGCUGCAUCAGCCACCACACACCGCGCUCUUUGGUCAAGGGGCUGCUAGACCUGGUGAGGUGGACGGCAUUUCCCCACAGCAGCAUCAGCUUUUCCUGGAGCAGCAACUGCUGCUACAACAACAGCAGUUGCUGCAGCAGCAGCAACCACUGCAGCAGCAGAUGCCGGUGCUUCAAGAACAGCACAUUGUGCAGCAACAGCCAACGUACCAUCACCCGCAGAAUCAGCAGCAGCUGCUGCAGCAGCAUCAACAGCAGCAGCAUCCACAACAGCAGCAUCAACUGCAGCUGCAGCAGCAUCCACAACAGCUGCAUCAACUGCAGCAGCAUCCACAAGAGCAGCAUCAACUGCAGCAGCACCAACUGCAGCAGCAUCAACUGCAGCAACACCAACUGCAGCAGCAUCAACUGCAGCAGCAGCUGCUGCACCAGCACCAGCUGCAGCAGCAUCAACUGCAGCAGCAGCAACAGCUAGAGCAGCAUCAAUUGCAGCAGCAGCAGCAGCUACAGCAGCAGCAGCCGUUGCUGCUGCACAACGUGCCGCUGCCUUUUCUGUGUCCAGGGACAGAACCGCCUUGUGGGGCCCCCUCGUUGACUCCACUUAGGGCUGCUAGGGGGGCCCCCCUGGAGAUGCCCUGCGGAUCUCCUUUGCCUGUGGCUGCAGUGUACGUGCAGCAGACGCCGUGUGCUGGUGGCGCAUCAUCAGCUGCUGCUGUCCCUGCUGUACCAGCAGCAGCAGCAACAGCAGCAGCAGUUGUGCCUGUAUACGACAGCAGGAGCAGCCUGAGCAACUCCCGCAGCAACAGUGGCAGCAGGCAGGGGUCGGUCGUCUUCUCUGCUGAUGGGGCCUCUCCGGCUUUUGUGGGUUCUGAGACUGCCGUCCCUUCGGACGCCGACGGCGUGGACGGAGAUGCGACGCAGCAGGAGGGAAGUAUCAUUGGAUGCAGUAGUUUGCUGCCCUUGAGGGCCCCCACUGUCGCGGGUCCCCGCAAGGCUUCGCAGCGGCGGAGCUGCCGCUCAGCCUUUGGCUCCUUAUCUGCUGCGAGAGGCCCUCCUUCAGGGGGGGCCCACUGCCGAGGGGGCCCCCCUGAAGCCAUAGCGCGCCAGUGCUACCAUCAUCCAGUAAAGGGGGAAUGGCGGGCUCGCUAUCUGGUUGGGGGGAAGAAAAGAAUGAAGAGCUUUAGCCUGCGAAGACACUCCAAUGACGUUGCCCUGGCAUUGGCAGAGAUGUUUCUGGUGUAUGUACACCUCACAGGUUCCCCCGCGAGCGACCAUGAGGUACGCACGUGGCAUCAGGGCAUUCUAGCUCUGGCUCGUGCAGCAGCAGCUGCUGCUGUUGCUCCUCCUCCUCCACCUUCUGGGGUUGAUGCGGGGAGUACAACAACAACUACACCUGCUGUUGUUGCUGGAGAAGGGCGACCUUCACCUGCAGCAGCAGCAGAAACUGCUGCUGCUUCUGCAGCAAUUGAAGACCUCAGCGUCCUGCCUCUGACUGCUGAUGCCCCAGCGCAAGUUGGAGGCGAGAGGGACCGAGCCUCGGAUUCCCGUUCAUGGGCAUUACCUGCAGACGGGGAGACUGGUGGGCGGACUUCUCUAACUGAGGGGGGCCCCUGGGACCCCCAGGAAACUGAUGAUCCUAAGCCUGCUGCUCCGGGGUGGCGCGAGUUGCUGAGGGCCCUCAAGACCCACCCAUGGGUUGCCAAGGGGUCGGCUCUUUAUGUCCCUUCUACUGGGGUGUGGGACUACGACCCUGACGUGCUGCUAGGGGGGUUCCACCAGUGCCUACCUGAGGCCCAGGGGUCCCAGGGGCCCCACGAAGAAUGGGGCCUGCACCCAUCACUCGCAUUUAGCAGCGAGGCAAGAGCCCUUGGCUCCGAACCUUCAACGGGGACCUCCACGGGUAUGCCGCCGCAUACGCUGCAGCAGCAGCACGGCCAGCAGCCAGGUCAGCAUGCAAACGAGGCAGCGGCAGCAACAGCAGGUGCAUCGGUGGUUCCUGUCGCGGCGUCUUCGGGCUCGGCUCAGUAUGGAGGGACCCCUGCUACUACGGCAGCUACCAGUAGCAUUUGGGGACAUUCCUUUGAGGGUGCCGGUGAAGGGGCGCUGCUGCCGCUAUCCCAGCAACUCCUCGUGCAAGGUCCCCCUUUCCAUGUGGGCCCACCCGACGCUUAUGGAGGACCUUCAGCGGCUGCUCCCAGCACACGCCAGCAGGGGGCCCGCAGGCGGAAAGUGUCUGGAGUGCGCGGUGUGCAAAACAGCAGGAAACAGCAGCAGAGGGAGCAGCAGUUGCUGCGGUUAGAGCAGCAGCAACAGAAGCAACAGCAACAGCAGCUCUCCUCGGCUUUCAUUGGUUUGCUUUCCCAGCCGAGUGGUGGCCACAUGGACGAGGAGGCCCCCGACAUUGUGUGCUUAGACGGGGGAGGCGUAUCUCAGCGACAGCCGCCACUGCUGCCUGCAGUGGAUUUUCCCGCUGGUACAGACCCCUCGCAUAUGUGCGCAGCAGCAGGUGCUUCCUGGUGCUGCUGCUGCAGCUCAACAGGAGAGCUGGGAUGGGAUUGCAACAACUGCUGCAGCAGGUGUAAAAGGAGGAAAUACCGCAUGCAUCUCCAGAGAGCCCGCAUCUCGGAUUUCUUGCUGCUUUGCGGUGGCCUUGGAGCGCGCGGGGCCGCCUUCGGCAUGGACACAGCCGCCGUAGAUGGGGCAGCAGCAGCAGCAGCAGCAGCAUCAGCAGAAUUCCAGGGGGACUCGGGUAUAGCAGCAGAAGCAGCAAAUCGAACAGCUGUUGUAGGAGCAACAACACGGAAGCGGGGAGACGUGUUCCCUUCGUCGCUUCCGUGGGGCCUAUUGGGCAGCGGAUGGUUCCGCAUCCUGCAGCACCUGCAGCAGCAGGAAGACGAUGUGGGGCAACAGCAGCAGCAGGAAGACGAUGUGGGGCAGCAGCAGCAGCAGGGACAGCAGGAGCAACAACUGGAGCAAAAGGGGUGUAGUGGUGAGGAGCUGCUGCUCCCAGUGAAGGGUGCUCAUUGCGUUGCAGCGCAAGAGGGACCCGCAGGCCCACAGGGGGCCCCUACAUUUUCAGCUGCUAUCGGCCAUAAUGGCAUUGGUAUUCUUUCUCUGGCAGACAUCUUGAAAGGAGAGACAGCAUCAGCAGCAACCCUCAUGGCUUGGAGGCCUGUGCUGCGGACACCGAGGGCUUCCUCCUUGCCAUCAAGGUUGUGCUGGAGCGACACCAAAGUCAGCAACAAAUGCUGCGAAGGCAGUAGUAACUGCAGCAGCAACAAUUACUCAGAGAUGACUAGCAGUAUGGUCAAGAGAUGCAGCGCCAGCAGCACCAACGCGAGCGCCAGUGACACAGAAGCGGACCAUACUGCAGCGAAAGGGCUGCUGGAGCACAAGGUGCCUGCUGCAGAGGCGAAGCCGAAACCUGAAAGGGCAAGGGCAACGGCAACGGCAGCAGCAGGAGCAACAGGUGCGCAGUGUGUGGGAUACCCUGUCAAGGAAGAGGAUCGCCGCGAGCCCGCUGGCUUGGCAGGAGGGCGUGUUGGUACCUGCGCCCUCCCUGACGAUCAGACAGAAACAAUAGCAGCAACAACCACAGCAAAAGGAGCAGCAACAGCACCAACAACAACAACUGACGAAACUGGCUCUAACAGUGAGCGUUGCACUGACACUGGACCGACAGUCUUUGAUGCGAGCACUGCAGUAGAAGUAGGAGACGAAGGUGAUGGAUCAGCAGCAACAGCAGCAGCAAGUGCAGCAAAAGUAGCAAAAGCAACAGAAGGGAUAUCGGGAGAGGAAGGAGCUGCAGCAGCAGUGCGUCACUGGCGUUUUUUGAAGCUAAGAGCAGCAGCAGCAGCGGGUCGUAUCAAGAGUAUACAAGCAGCAGUUCGCAGCAACGAACAGGCAGCGCAGCUUCUUCAUGUUGCUCUGCACCUCUGCCGCCAAGCUGCAGCAGCAGCUGCUGCAUCGAAUCCUCCAGGAGUCACGCAGGAGGCCGGAACGAGGGCCCCUGACAGCUCCACAGGGGGCGGUACGGUCCAAGAACAGCAGUGUGAGCACCAGCAGCAAACGCAGCAGCAGUCGGAACAGCAGGAGGAGCACGAGCAGCAUCAGCAGAAGCAUAAGCAGCAACAGCAGGCUUCAGAAGCAGUGGCUGCUCGGAUUAGCGCCUUUGUUGACGGCCUCACGGCAGCGCGAAGGAGCAGCAAGGGGGCUCUCUUGUCCCGUGCUGCAGUGCAGCAGGUAGGAAAAGAAAUAUCGCAGCGGCUGUCUGCAGUUUGUCGAGACUUGACAGCAGAGAGCAAAACUAGCAGGAACAGCAAUAGUAGCAGCAGUAGCAGCAGCAACAACAACGACAGCAGCAGCGGCAACGUUGACAGGUGGAGCCUUGAGUGGGGGACCGUUUCCCAGGUGCUGGAGGAGUGUGACUGUGAAGAGCAAAGGCUGCUACAACUUCAAGAGGCGACAGAUAGUUUACUGCAGCAGCAAGAGGCCCUUUUGCGGGUAUUCAGCGAAGACAUUAAUUUGAUGUUGGAGACCACCAGCUGUCUCCUUUCGAAUGAAGUGACUGACGAUAUAAAAGAACAGCUAACAGCAGCAGCCGAGUGCGGGGGUGUCGCUAAGAGAAAGGAAGUCGAGGGCCCCCAGCUUGGCUUUACGGCCCCUUGGGGGUCCCUCUUCGUCACAGACACAGCGGAAACUGCGACUGAGUCCGCAGCAGCAACGGCAACGGGAGCAGCAACAACAGAGGAUGCUGACACUGCUAAGCUGGAAAGGGCCGAUGCAGCCUCCGCAUCCGGUGGAGUCGUGUGGAAUGCUCAGCCAGACAACGAUCUGAGGGCUGUAGCUUCGCCUUUUCCGUAUGAGCAUCGCUAUGUGGGGAGGCGUUUUUAUGGUGGCCCUGGAGGCUCUGCCAUUUGUGGAUACGAUUUGCUGCUGCAGCAGCGGGUUGAGAAGGUCCAGCUGUUCGUAAGAGGCCCACAAGAAGCCUUUUGGUGCUGCCGCUAUGGCGAGGCGGACGCCUGUGUAAAAGCAUAUGCUGUCAGGACGUGGGGGUUUGAGGGGGCCCUUCAGAAGGCAGUGGCCCUCAGGCUUGCGGCUUCUGGGCACCCGCUGGGCCAUGGCAUUGGAGACAAGGUACUGCCAGCACAGCAAGAGCAGCAGCAGCACAUGCUCAUGCAAGAUACACACCUUGUCCUCGGGCAAGAAUUGAACUUGGCGCCGCUCACAGGUGCCACUGGGGGACCUGUCCAGUUGGAGGAACAGCAGCAACAGCAGCAGCAACAACAACAGCAGACUCCGCUAUGUGACUGGCAGUGGCCUACCGGAGGGACCUCAAGUUCUCAAGCUUCUCAGGAGGCCUACACAAGCGGCAGCAUCUCCAGCAACGAUGGCAACAACAGCUAUACCAGAGCAGGAGGCGAUACCAUCAGCAGCAGCAACAGCUCUGCCCCCUCAUUGUCUGCCUCUUUGGGUACUGCUAGUGGAGAGCCAUCUGUUGCCUACGUAGUGCAUGAAGGCUCUCUAGGGCCCACCAGAAAUUGCCAGGUACCUGCUAUUCCCAUGAGGGGGGGGCGUAUGCAAGCAGCAUGCGAAGGCAAAACUGCAAACGGGGCCAUGUGGCUCCGCGGCUUCUUAGGGGACAAAGGAUCCCCAGGGGUCUACGGAUCCCUCCAGCAGGGAUCUUCUCAAGAGUUCGACGGGGUCUUCCUGGGGGACCCCUUAUUGAUAGAGGGGCCACUCUGCAGUAGUUGCAAGGGCUGGUAUGCCUAG
Eimeria maxima is the source of this 6513-nucleotide messenger RNA. RefSeq lists its product as hypothetical. Lineage: Eukaryota; Apicomplexa; Conoidasida; Eucoccidiorida; Eimeriidae. The coding region runs from base 1 to 6513 and encodes 2170 amino acids. The transcript has 5 exons. The record is from RefSeq and is a predicted model, not a curated record.